Molecule: messenger RNA, 467 nt
Organism: Phaethon lepturus (White-tailed tropicbird)
Lineage: Eukaryota; Metazoa; Chordata; Aves; Phaethontiformes; Phaethontidae
Product: keratin, type I cytoskeletal 14-like
Cellular component (GO): keratin filament
Molecular function (GO): structural molecule activity
Source: RefSeq, a predicted model, not a curated record
CUGGCUUUGGAGGUGGCGAUGGCAUCCUCCCGGCUGGCGAAAAGGAGACGAUGCAGAACCUCAACGACCGCCUGGCUGCCUACCUGGACAAGGUGCGAGCCCUGGAGGAGGCCAACACUGACCUGGAGGUCAAGAUCAGGGAAUGGUACAAGAAGCAGGGACCUGGCCCAGACCGUGACUACAGCCCCUACUACAGGACCAUCGAGGAGCUCAGGAACAAGAUUCUUGCUGCAACUGUUGAAAAUGCCAACAUCGUCUUACAGAUUGACAACGCCAGGCUGGCAGCUGAUGACUUCAGAACCAAGUUUGAGACGGAGCAGGCUCUGCGCCUGAGCGUGGAGGCCGACCUCAACGGCCUGCGCAGGGGCCUGGUCCUGGAUGAGCGGACCCUGGCCAGAGCUGACCUGGAGAUGCAGAUCGAGAACCUGAAGGAGGAGCUGGCCUACCUCAAGAAGAACCACGAGGAG